Molecule: messenger RNA, 1608 nt
Organism: Kluyveromyces lactis
Lineage: Eukaryota; Fungi; Ascomycota; Saccharomycetes; Saccharomycetales; Saccharomycetaceae
Exons: 1
Coding region: 1-1608 (535 amino acids)
Source: RefSeq, a predicted model, not a curated record
AUGAAUCUACUUGCCAAGGAUGAAGAUUUAAGGUACAUGGCUUUGAAAGGGUACAUCGACAGCAAUUGGCAAAAUGUCGAACCAAUCCCCACUGAAGACAACAGUUCGGCUUCUAGUGAUGAGGAACGUGUCGUUCUCAUGGGCUUACACGAUACCAGCGUACUUAUCCAGGAUUUAGCAUCGACGUCACUUAUUCAAUCGUUUUGCAAAUGCAAGGAUAUCGCUGCGGUGUACACUUUGUUCCAUAGUCUAUUGAACGAUAUGUCGCUUCCCUGUACGAGAGGUCUCAAGACGUUACUCGUGUCUACGAGUGCUGAGGGCAGGCCCGUGUCAGUUUCACUCGAAAACGUUACGAAAUAUUGUCUUAAUUUGGUGGAACAUCAACACUUGAUGCAAUCCAUCCAUUGGGACGUUUUCAUCGAGUUGAUCAACCAUUACUCUGAGUUAAAACCGUUGGAUUCGCUAUUCUUGCAGGAAUUGGUACCGUUGAACCCGCCAGAUAAUGUCAUCAAAGCAGUGGUACCGCAUCUUUCCAGAUCCCUAAUUUCAAACUACAACAACUUCGAUGCUCAACAGUUACUUAUGAUCUCAGAGUCUUACCCUCAUAAAUUCACCAGAGACAAGGCAAACAGUAUACUUACGGAAUGCGUUGAUCAGAGUUCAGAUGUUUCCUUAGAGAAAGUUAAGAUGUGCUACAAUUUAUUCUGGUUCUGGUAUACGCCGCAGGGUGGUGUUCCGACAGAGAUUCUCAACCUUCUCGACCGGUUCAAGAACAUUACCAAGGAUGAGGGCGAUUUGAACGACGCGUCCGAUUCCGAUGAGUUUGAUAUUUCGUUAUCUGAAGAUGAGGAUAGCGUACCAAUGUAUGAGGAAACGCAAACAGGUAACGGGAACCAGGAAGAAGUGAACGAAGUGAUCUCCCAGUUCGAAUCGUUGAUCAGCUCUGCAUCAUCUUUCACACAGCAACAUCAAACCACUACACCAUCCUCUCAGAUAACGCAACCACCGAGAUUGUACUCCGAAAUACUCGUUUCCACACCGGCAGAUUCCGAAGAACUGUUGGAAACAUGGCUCAAAGAGUAUCAGGAUUACGAUCUCAAUCUUACAAAAUCAAUCAUUGACCAAAUCUUGGAAUCUGAAUUCACUCUUUUCCAAUGGCAAUGGCUCAUCACCAUGGCAUCAAGACUACCAACAGAUGCAGUAGUCCAGUUUCUACCCAGAUCCGUCACCUUCCUCAAACCAAUGAAACGGUUUGUCCAAGUGAUUCAAGUGGGGAACUUGAAGCAACGACAGGAUGACGCAUUAAACCUCAGGUUGCAACUCUGGUCCCUAAUAGACUCGCUACUAAAUUUCGAUGACCCGCUAAAUCUAGACCAAGUGUUUGUCCUCACACUAAUCAUACCGUACCUACAAUAUGGGCUCAAAGACUGUGUAAAGGACAGCACAUUCCAACCGGUUCUACUGAGCAUUUUGGACAAAUUAAAAGACCAUUGCAGCCCUUUAAUCAUAACGAACGAACCGCUUUUACAAUCACUGGAAGAACUAAACCAAGAACAACACCCAUGGAUCAUCCCCACAAUAAAUUCAAUCAAGUUCAAGAUGUUAUAG